Messenger RNA from Kockovaella imperatae, 1360 nucleotides. Its product is annotated as SCA7, zinc-binding domain-domain-containing protein. The coding region runs from base 132 to 1235 and encodes 367 amino acids. Gene Ontology annotation, cellular component: SAGA complex. The record is from RefSeq and is a predicted model, not a curated record. The transcript has 4 exons. Lineage: Eukaryota; Fungi; Basidiomycota; Tremellomycetes; Tremellales; Cuniculitremaceae. Gene Ontology annotation, biological process: regulation of transcription by RNA polymerase II; RITS complex assembly; regulatory ncRNA-mediated heterochromatin formation.
CUCGCCAUUCAGCCUUUAUAGUUUUGUCUCUUGUCUGUGGCCAAUCUCAUCUACAGCUUUCGUACCGAUCGUCUGUGUCCCCGUCCACGUCGCAGUGUCAGAGACCUGCACAGCUCCCUCCACACUACAGCAUGACACUCUCUCUCAAGCCUCGAGAAUCUCUCCCGCCAUUCACCUUUUCCACCGCUUCCUCGCCAUCCAAUGUAUCUUCUGCGCCCCGGCCUCCAGCGGACUUCAUCCCUGAACGCGAUAUGAAUCUCUUUGGUGCUUAUCCACAAGCGGGAAGUAGUGAAUCUGGCAGAGGUCUCGUAGUGUGUCCAAGGUGUGACAAGGCGGUCUUAGAGCUAGCUCUCGGGGAUCAUAAACGGAUCUGCUCUCAUAUCCUUGACGGUACACCAUUGACCAUCAAGAAGAGCAUCAAGAGAGCUCGAAGAGCUAGUGACUUAUCGUCAUCCGAAUCACCAAGCAAGAAACGUGCCAAGCUACCUGUAUCAGAUGACGAGGAUGAUGAGGCGCCGCUGGUCAAGGGUGUCAAGAAGGUUCAAAUGAAGAAGAUACAAAAAGAGCAGGCGAAGCUAGAGCGCAAAGCUGCCAAGGAACGUGAGAAGAUCGCCGUCGCAGAGAGAAAGCGAAUGCGAGGGAAUGGUCCCGUCGAUCUCGAUCGCCAAUGCGGAGUCAUCAACGACAAGAACUUGCCCUGUUCUCGUUCUCUCACAUGUAAAACCCACACUGUUGGAGCCAAGCGCGCCGUAGAAGGUCGUUCACGUUCCUACGAUGAUCUCUACCUCGAAUGGCAACGGAACAACAAUCCCAAUUUCAAGGAACCUGCUCCGAAGAAAGAACGAGAAGCUCGUCGAGCAGAAAAGAAAGAGCGAGAUAGGGCGAUCGCAGAUGAGAAUAAGCGGAAGAGAGGAACAACCUGGGUCGAUGACGAUGGGUUGGGAGAUGGUGAAGACGGUAAGAGGGAAAUGGAGGAACUGGUUCACGUCACACGUCUCGCUGGUCAACGCGUUUGUCCCCGUAUUCACGGCAGCGUUUGGAUCAGCAUCGUGGGAAGCUCUGGUACAGCCACGAAGAGGGGCCUGGGCGGAGGUUACGAGAUUGCCCAGGUGGGCGAUAUGCUCACCAAGGCUUUGGCGGCUAGACCGAAACCUCCAUCACUCAUCGCAAAGAUCCCGGCAAAAGUCAUGCCAGGAACAAUGGGUAUACAGCAGUUCCCCGUCGCUGCGGUGUAGAGGUGUGAAUCGGGGCAUUCGCACGCGUUGAAGUGUCAUCAUUUCCUCAUCGUCAUUGUUAAUUGUUGUAUCGUUGACCCGCUGGCAGCUAUACCUUAUCGUCCUAUGUAUUCCGCUUGUGACGA